CCCUCGACAUUCUGUAAAUGGAACCAGUCCAAAAACAGCUAGACAGAAGGUGAUGAAAAAUUCAUGACAAUAAAAAUAGGCCAUUGUUCACUUGUGUAUAAUUUCAUUUUCAACAUCAUCCUUUUGAUUGAGAAAGGAUUUAUAUUUUGUCAGACAUUAUGCAGAUAGUAAUUUCACCAUUUGUAAUGCCUGUUCAGACAAUUUCAGUUCGAAACGAAAUGGAGAGAUAUUUCGACGCCAUAAGUUAUUUCAUUACGAAAUAUGACGUUUUGAAAUUGAACAGAAUCCUAGGAUUAUUGGUUUUCGUCAUACCCACUUAUUUAGCAGUGACUAUAGCCAUGAUCCUUACUGGUCUGACUGGUAUCAUUACAACUUUAGUUUUUGCCGCAGGAAAAAUUGCUUCUGGACAUUUGAAAUUGAAAUCUUCGAAUGAACUUGAAUUCUCAAAAGAAAAAUAUUCAACGAAAUAUGAACAUGAUGAGUGUAAUAUUUGUAAAGUAUGUACGAAUAAUAAUAACGUUUUGAAUGUCACGAAAAAAUGAAGCCUUUCCUGUCCAUUCCUUGGCAGGCUUGACAAAAUUGUCUUUUCAUAUCCCGUUGUAUUAAAAACCAUCUGUCAUUUUUAGUAUUGUAUCUAUUUAUUCUGUAUUUUAUCAUAACUUUAGUCUGAUGUAUCAUUAUGCAAUAAAGUUUAUGCGUGUGUUUUUCAUAUUCUUA
Coccinella septempunctata (seven-spotted ladybird) is the source of this 717-nucleotide messenger RNA. RefSeq lists its product as uncharacterized. Bases 159 to 542 code for a protein of 127 amino acids. The record is from RefSeq and is a predicted model, not a curated record. Lineage: Eukaryota; Metazoa; Arthropoda; Insecta; Coleoptera; Coccinellidae. The transcript is spliced from 2 exons.